CAGAAACCUUGUGCCACCUCAAGCUCACCAACCUCUCCAGCAUUACACUCGAACUCCAUCUCGUCAAUAAUUCAAAGAGCUGUUCCUCGUAUGAACCGGGCGUCCAUUCGUAUUGCACAGUCGGCCUGUCGCCCACUUAAACCUGGCGGGAGCUUUUUUCUUUCUUUUUUUCUUGUCCCCGGGUUCUCAAUGAGGCGCUUUACUGCAGUUGCUUCUUCCAUCAGGAUCGGUAGGACGUACAAUGAUGCCAUCGACCUGCUCAACACGCUGCAGACGCCCUUCGCCGUGGCCCAGGCCCGCGCCAGGGCCGGCACGCUCGAGCAGGCGGCGUCCCUGACCGAGAUGAGGGAGUGUUUGGGCCGCAUCGGCCACUCGCCGCGGGACCUGGACCGCCUCAACAUACUGCACGUCGCCGGCACCAAGGGCAAGGGCACCACCUGCGCCUUUACCGACUCCAUCCUGAACCAGUGCCGCCUCUCCCGCGGCGUCCCGGCCAAGGUCGGCCUGCACACGUCGCCGCACCUGGUGUCGGUCCGCGAGCGGCUCAAGAUCAACUCGGUCCCUGUCUCCGAGGAGGCCUUUGCCCGCUGCUUCUUUGACGUCUGGGACAUGCUGGAGCGCCACCCGUCGCCCUCGCCAUCUCCCCCUUGCUCCGUCGCCGCCACCGCCGCAGCUACCAAGACGGAAGAGGACCGGCGCCGGGACCCGGCGAGCUGGAGCGCGGGCAGCUACGCCGGCAAGCCCGUGUACGGGCGGUUCCUGACCCUCAUGAGCUGGCACCUCUUCCUGGCCGAGGGCGUCGACGUGGCCGUGUACGAGACGGGCAUCGGCGGCGAGUACGACGCCACCAACGCGGUCGAGCGGCCCUGCGCCACCGCCGUCACCGCCCUGGGCGUCGACCACGUCGACCGGCUCGGCGGCACCGUCGCCGAGAUCGCCUGGCACAAGGCCGGCAUCUUCAAGCCCGGCGCGCCCGCCUUCGCUGCGACCGCCCAGCAGCCGCCACACGAUGGCGCCGCGGCCGCGGCCGAGGACGUCCUGCGCCGCCGCGCCGCCGAGAGGCGCGUCUCCAGCUUUGAGAUCCUGGACCCGGACCCCCGCCUCGCUGCCGUUGAUGUUCGCCCGCCCGCCGCCUUCCAGCACAGCAACGCGACGCUGGCCAUCGCCCUGGCCGGGGAGGCCAUGCGGCGGCUGGACCCGGGCUUCUGGGAGAGGGAAUCACUGGGAGACGCCGGGGCGGCCCUGCCUAGGGAGUUUGUCGACGGUAUCGAAAAGGUGGUCUGGCGUGGGCGGUGCGAAGUGAAGCGGGAGGAGGGCGUCCGCUGGCAUUUGGAUGGCGCGCAUACGCUUGACAGCCUGGCUCUCGCUGGGGGAUGGUUUGCCACCGAGGUUGAGAAUCGCCCCGGGCCUCGCCUUCUCAUCUUCAACCAGCAGGCCAGGGCGCAGGCGCACGAGUUCCUCGCUGGGCUUUCCCACGCCGUCAAGUCCAGGGAUGGCAGGGGGUUUGACCAGGUGAUAUUCUGCUCCAACAGGACGCACCCUAGCACGGAUUUCAAGCGAGAAUCAAUCAACCACACAGUCGAUGCUACAGAGGUGGACAAACUCACAAUCCAGCGGGCAUUCGCAACCGAAUGGGCCCGGCUGGACCCGACGUCGACAGUCUCGGUGGUGGGAACCAUACACGAGGCCAUAGAACAGGUGCGCAAAGCCGCCCCGCCCCUACAAAGCCCCAAGGGAGACAGUGACCCUGCAUGUGAAAAGAGAGCACCUGUUCAAGUGCUGGUCACGGGCAGUGUCCAUUUGGUAGGAGGAGUCCUUGGGAUAUUGGAGAAGGCGGAAACCCUUUGAUGGGUAUAAUUCAGAGUCCAAGAAGUGAGACAAAUCAUAGAAAUCCAGAUGAUACCCAAGUAAAGUCGUGUUUAUAGACUUGAUCCAUACG
Messenger RNA from Gaeumannomyces tritici R3-111a-1, 1939 nucleotides. RefSeq names its product tetrahydrofolylpolyglutamate synthase. NCBI's taxonomy places the organism in Eukaryota, Fungi, Ascomycota, Sordariomycetes, Magnaporthales, Magnaporthaceae. Gene Ontology annotation, cellular component: cytoplasm; mitochondrion; cytosol. The record is from RefSeq and is a predicted model, not a curated record. The coding region runs from base 91 to 1848 and encodes 585 amino acids. The transcript is spliced from 4 exons. Gene Ontology annotation, biological process: tetrahydrofolylpolyglutamate biosynthetic process. Gene Ontology annotation, molecular function: ATP binding; tetrahydrofolylpolyglutamate synthase activity.